Messenger RNA from Nilaparvata lugens (brown planthopper), 1846 nucleotides. Its product is annotated as SET and MYND domain-containing protein 4. Bases 152 to 1831 code for a protein of 559 amino acids. NCBI's taxonomy places the organism in Eukaryota, Metazoa, Arthropoda, Insecta, Hemiptera, Delphacidae. The record is from RefSeq and is a predicted model, not a curated record. Gene Ontology annotation, molecular function: protein binding. The transcript has 6 exons.
AUUUUGAGGUUAAGUCACGGAGUACAAGUUGUUUGUGUAGUAGAUUCUUAGCCCUUCUCCUUUUUUGGAAGUGUAGAUAUCUAGGCUAGUGAGUGAAAAGUGUAAUUUUAAAUGGUUUUAAGUUUUUAAUUGUAUUUACUUUGUUUUGAAUAUGGAUAGCAUAAAUUCAAUUCACGACACCAUCGUCAAAAAUCUUAGAAACGAAAAUAGGAUUGUAACGGUAUCAAAGUUGUUUACCCAGUUAGAAACAGACUUGGAAAGAUAUGAGCUUGGCUCACUACUGUUAGAUGAAUUUGAUAUUUCUCCAGCAGUUGAUGGUCCAUGUCAUAAAAACGCUGGCCAAUCGGAAAAAUUGAGAAACGAAGGUAAUUCCGCUUUUCUAAAAGGACAAGAUCUGAAUGCCAUACAGUGCUAUACUUCAAGUGCUGGAUUUGCUCCAAACGAAAGUAGAGAACUUGCUCUAGCGUAUGCUAAUCGUUCAGCGGUGACUUUUGCUUUGAAACAGUAUGAUGAAUGUUUAAAGGACAUUGACCGAGCUUUGUCUGGAUAUUAUCCGGAUAACUUGAGGUAUAAAUUGUACGAACGAAAAGGAAAAUGUUUCAAAUUUACUGGUGACAAUGAAUCAGCCAGGGAAAACUAUAUCAAAUCGCAAGAAUGGUUGGCCAAGUCGAAUCUCAAAAAAGAUAAGCAGGCCAGCUACAAUUCGUCCUUGGAAUUGUCCCUCAGUGACCUUGACAAAGAUUGUGAAAAUAUGGUGGUGGUUCGCUUGGGACAGCUCAGUGAAAAACUGGAACUCUCAUUUCCACCAAACGAUGAAAUUCUUUGCGCUUGUGAUGCGCUGAAAAUCGAAUACUCGGAAGAGUUCGGAAGGCACGUGGUUGCUACCAAAGAUAUUCUGCCAGGUCAAAUACUGGCAAUAGAGCGUCCAUUUGCUUCGAUUCUACUGCCCACUUCUUACACAGAGUAUUGCUUCCACUGUUUGAAACGCUGUCAUUCACUGCUGCCUUGUACAGGCUGCGUUAAGGUGUUCUUCUGCAGUGCAUCGUGCCGUGAGGUGUCAUGGCGCCAGUCGCACUGCAUAGACUGCUCUCUGCUGGAACGCCUCUACAACUUCGGCUGCAGCAAUCUGGAGAUCCUCAGUGUUCGAACUCUGAUCUUGGCGGCAAGGGUUGACAAGUUCUGUGACGUCAUCAAGAUGAUCGAUGGCCUCAACAAGGAUGUCGAUCCUCGUCAGCUCGGAUUUAACGAACAGGGCAAAUACGACUCGUCGGACUACCGUGCGUCGCAUUGCUUGGCCCGCAACACGGAGCUGCGUUCUCCGGCCGACCUGUUCAGGCGGGUGAUCUUCGCUGUGUGUGCCAUCCACUUCAUCGACCGCCAUACCGACUUCUUCGAGAUCAACUCGUCGCCGGCCAAAUAUGACAAGUGCAACGGCAAUGAUUUGCUUAUGAUGCGAUGCCAGGCUGGAGGACUGCUGCUCAGAUACAUGCAGAUCAUUCCGUGCAACGGGCACGAGGUGUCUGAAAUGUGUGUGACCCUGGGAGGCGAGCGGAACAACAACCCCUCCACCAACCUGACCACUGCCCCAACCCCCAAUUACACCCCCACCCCUGAGGAUGAGGAGGACGGCUCGAAGCGGUCAACCAGCUACUUCGACUACGCGUGCAACGAGAUUGGUUCGGCGCUGUACCCCUUCCUCAGCCUCAUCAACCACUCCUGCGACCCGAAUGUGGUGCGUCACAGCUACAACGGAGACGCGGUCGUCUUGUCGGCAAUACAGGGUGUCCGCAAAGGCGAGCAGGUCAGUCAAAAUCACCCAACUUCUGAGUAGUGCGUAACGGUUUCG